AUGCGAGCUUCUCGCUCCGGAUUCCGGCGUCCUGUGUUCGGCUUGGACGCCACGAACGCACCGGUCACAUGGGGCUCGCACGUCAAAAUGAGCCGGGUGGAUGUACAGAGGCGGAAAAUACGCAGAGGGGAAGACGUGGUGCGGGGGAAGAGAGAGAACCCUUCUUACAAUCGAGACUGUCCCCUAGACUGCAAAGUUUAUGUCGGGAAUCUUGGAAACAACGGCAACAAGACAGAGUUGGAAUCUGCUUUUGGCUACUUCGGUCCACUAAGAAGCGUUUGGGUGGCCAGAAACCCGCCAGGCUUUGCUUUUGUAGAGUUUGAAGAUCCAAGAGAUGCCUCUGAUGCUGUGAGAGAACUGGAUGGAAGAAGUAUGUGUGGAUGUCGAGUCCGUGUUGAAUUAUCCACUGGGGAAAAGCGCUCGAGAAGCCGCGGUCCUCCUCCUUCCUGGAGUCGCUACCCAAGAGAUGAGGGCAGACGCAGAAGCUCUCCAAUUAGACGCAGAUCCCCUCGGAGGAGGAGCUUGAGCCGCAGUCGCAGCAGGUCUCUUUCGCGAGACAGACGCAGAUAUCGGUCUCUCUCCAGAGACAAGACUCGUAAACGCUCAAGAUCAUUCUCACGGUCAAGAAGCCGCUCCCGUUCUAAUGACAGGAAGUGA
Nerophis lumbriciformis (worm pipefish) is the source of this 657-nucleotide messenger RNA. Lineage: Eukaryota; Metazoa; Chordata; Actinopteri; Syngnathiformes; Syngnathidae. The record is from RefSeq and is a predicted model, not a curated record.